Messenger RNA from Nomia melanderi (Alkali bee), 4432 nucleotides. The record is from RefSeq and is a predicted model, not a curated record. Lineage: Eukaryota; Metazoa; Arthropoda; Insecta; Hymenoptera; Halictidae.
GUUGUGAACAGCUAUGUUGCUUGAAAAUAAUAAAUAGAUAGGCUCAUUAAUUAAACACUUACGACAUAUACGAGAAAGCACCUUAUAGACGCUAUGGAACGAUUUUGUGUUGUUUUUCCCUUUUAAACGCAUCACUACCACCGCAUUUUCACGUGAUUUGUUAGUACUUGAUACCGCUUUCCAUUCGGUUCAUCCCUUUCCCGAAUCUGUCAAUUACUCACUAAUUCGGUAAUGAGAAAUCUGACAUAUGUCAAAUAACCUGUUUAGUGUAUGAAAGUAGCUACAAGACAAUCACUAAUAAAUGCCAAUGUAUUAUCGGUACCACACUUACAGGAUAAUUCGUAAAUUUCACGUAAAGAGUUCCGUGUCGUUAAGUUCACCAACUUAAUCGCAGACUUACGUGUUCGACUCGAAACUUUAAAAAAAAGAAAUCUUUCCGUAUUUUUAUGUAUUUCAAUUAAAGUCUUCUGUUCACUCACUCCACUCGUUCGAUUUUGGUAAUUCAAUUAUGAGUUCAUUGCCUCACAGUCAUACCAACAAAAUGUUUCAACGAAUUGUUACCAGAAUUGAUGAGCAACUCACUAACUGAUAUACUAUUGAAUAUUACAACGUAAGUAGAGAUUCUUACUACGAUUGGUAAGUCUCAAAUUAAAGGAGUGGGGUGGAGAAGUAUUUUGAUAGUGGUAUUCGACACCUAGCCAACUAGCGAGGAAUUUCUGUACUUAUUUUCUCCCUCCUAACACAAUGACACAUUUUUCGCCAAUCACAAGUCAAACAUUAGAAAACUACAUUUAUGAGCUAUGUGGGAUAAACAUUUAAUGCCCGGCUUGGAUACAACAUUUAUUAAUUUAUGACAUGACGAUUGCUAUUAAGAAUGGAGAAAAAAGAUUAUACUCCAAAAGUACAUGGUCCAUUGAAGACUAAAAAUUUUCUGAUUUUUAAUUCUUCAGUUUUUGAUUUGUAGUUUAAUAGCAAACUUAAAAGUGCUAAUACUUAACAGUGUUAUCACUUUUAUGCCAGUAGCUGUUUAGAACAAUGGAAAGUAACAACAAAUUAAGAAGAGCACCACUUUCAAUGAAACAGCGGCUUGAAAUCGUCCAGCAUUUGGAAAAUGGUGUACCUAUUAGUGCAUUGGCUACAGAAUACAAUGUUACUCCUGUAACAGUUCGUCGCAUUAGACGAAAUGCGGUGACAGUUAGCCAAUUUACUGAUCAAGGUGUUGACAAAGGACAUCGACGUACUCUGAGGAGGCCAGAAAAUGAGGAAUUGGAUAAUCGUUUAUACACAUGGUUUGUAGAACGCAAGACACUUGGCGAGCCAAUCACGGAUGUACGGAUGGUAGAAAGAGCAGCAGAAGUAAAUAGAGAAAUUGGAGGACCUUCAAAUUUUAAAGCUAGCAGGGGCUGGUUGUGGAGAUUUAAAAACCGUCAUGGUAUUAGAUUAUUUGGACAAAAUGUUGAUGCCAAUACAGCAGCUGCACAGCAAUUUGUAGAAACUUUUGCUAGACAACUAGAGGAAGAAGAUAUUGACAAGGAAAAUGUAUAUAAUAUGAAUGCAACCAGUCUUUCAUGGAAAACACUUUCCAAGAAGGUUUUUGCACAUAGCGGGGAGAAAAGAAUUGAAGAAAAGAAUAUGAAUAAAGAUCGGGUGACUAUAGGCUUAUGUACUAAUGUAACUGGAAGCCAUAAAUUGGCUCCUUUGUUCAUUAACAGAUUUGAAAAUCCAAGAGUAUUAAAACAUUGGAAGCAUCGGUUACCUGUGGUUUACAAAGCUCAACAACAAGCUUUCAUGGAUCAAAGUGUAUUUGCGGAUUGGUAUCAAAAUUACUUUAAACCAGAUGUGAUGAAAUAUCAAUUACAUAAUGGUACCUGUGGGAAAGUUGUCCUUAUUUUAGAUAAAUCUCGUGGAUACAAUUUGGAAUUCCUUGAAGAAUUGCAGAAAGAUGAACGUUUCCAAAUUAUAUUUCUUCCUCCAAAUACUAACCACUUACUUCAGCCCAUAGACCAAGUACUUGAGAAAACAAAAAAGUCUUAUCGUCAUAAGAUGUUAAAUAGAGCGAUGAGUUAUCCUGAUGGAAUUCAAGAAUUCUAUUCUAAUUAUGAUCUUAAAGAUUGUAUUCAUUUGUUGUAUGAAGCGUGGUUAGAAAUGAGUACCUCGGAUAUUCAAAGUUCAUGGAAAAAUUUGAUCAAGCAAGUCCCAGAAGUGUCAGGGAUAGAAGAUCCAGAGGAUCUAUUUGAAACCAACCUAAAAAUUAUGGACAGUGAGGAGCAAGAAGAAGGAUCUGCUGAUUUCCUAUCAAGAUGCAUCAAAGCUAAAGACAAUUCUUUUGAGAGAACUAAAAGUUUUUCUAAUGUUGAUAUUAAAUCGUCAUUAGGUACAUUACCGGAAAAAGAUGAAGUAAUAAAAGCUAUUAAAACCUUGUUGGUCUGGUCUAAAAAGGAACCAAAUUUUAUACAAAUGAAUGUAAAAUAUUUAAAAGAUUAUUAUAAACUAAGGUGAUGUAAUAUAGCCUUAGAAUAAGCAAUAUGUGUGGCUCUAAAGAGUGAUUAUGAAAUAUGUGAUAUCUAUAUAAAAUCUAAAUUGCAUACUUUAAUUAUAAUAGUAACCGUAAAUAUUUUGUAUUUAAUUUCAUCCAAUCAGAAUAAUUUUCAUUUAUAUAUUCAUUUAUUAUAUUUUUAAAUUAUAAUAAGAACACUUAUAUGUUUAACUCAGUAUAAACUUUGCUUUAUUAAUUGCUGUUAAAUAUAUUUCCACAGAAAAAGAUGGGUACAUAUAGAAAAAAUAAUUAUAAGUCUUUUUGUUACAAUUCUUCAUGGGUCAUGGAAGAUGAUCUUUCUGUGGGAAAACCCCAAAAAAAUGUAGGGUAUCCUUUCACUUCUCUUUCUCUUGCAACAAACGCUGAGAAAGAAGAAAUACAGUUCCCUAUGAAAUAAUUUGCUCUUCCAAGAAUUGCUAAAUCCAAAUGAGGAGAAGCAGGUGAAGUUUGUUUAAAAACUGAAACCUAUGAACAAACAACAAAACAUUCUUACAUAUACCCUUAAAAAACAUAUUAAUAAAUUUCUUACCUCCAUGCGUGCCAAAGCUUUAGUAAGUUCCUCAAUCAUGUAAUUGUUGUCAGAUGCCACAAAUACUGAUUUGAUGCCUUUCCCAUUGCGAAUGACACGUUUGAGAUGACGUACUAUUAAAUCAAAUGAUGGUAAACACAUAGCAGAAGUUGCUUUUCCUCUUUCAUUUCUAUAACCAAGACAUUGAGGUGCAGCAAAAAGAUUUGGUGUACUGGAUAUAAAUUCACAAGCACGAACCUAUAGACAAUGAAGUAUUUUAUGUCUAUUUUUGCUCAUUCUUCAUUUUAAUAUCAUAAUAAUAUUAUGGAGGUGACAAAAGUAUGUACCCAAUCAAUUCCAUUGCGUAAAUGAAUUCCUAUAAAAGCUCCCCUUGGUAAAGUUUCUUUUAUAAAAGCUUUUGCUUUAUUAAGCAUUUCUGUGUUCCAUUCAAGAUAUUUUUGAAACUUUUUAUUCUCUAGCUGAACAGGAAAACUGGCAGGUGCGCCUGUAAAUGCUAACACUGGCCAAUUUAUUGCUGGAUAUUGUUUCUUCCAUUGUAUUGCUAUGUCUGUGUGAUAAACAUCAUAGUGGAGUGGACCAUAAAAUUCUGAUUUUGUAAAAUCUAUAUUGUAUGUGUCCCAAAAUGGGCCAAAUGGAUUUCCCUCUUUAGCAUUACAUGAAUCUCCUUUGCCACGUGUGGAAUAACAGAAAGCUGAAAGUAAUAUACCUUAGAAGGACAUCUAAUUUUUAUAUUUAAUAUUAAAAACUUACAUACUCUUUCCUUAGGUUGCCAUAUUUUUGGUGCAAUAUCUUCCAUAAAUGUUUUCAUUAACAUCGCUUUGUGACAACUUUGUACUUGUGAAACAUUAAAAUAUGUGUUAAAAGGAACUUGUAUCUGAAGAAUUAAUUGAAAAUAUGUAAUUAUGAAAUGAGUACUUUUUUGUGAAGUAUUAAAAAUGAUUAUAUACUAACCGAUCUAGUUUCUCCUGUUCUAUAUUCAACCCAUGGCGGUAGAAUCAAGGUACGAUUUAAUGCUUUUGCAAAUCCUAAGGCACCUAAAAAGUGAUCUGCUUGGUUUCCAAACCUUCCUGAAUAAACAACAAAAUAAAGUGUUUGGAAAGAUUACCUUCUGUUGUAAGAAACAUGAUUUAAUUAAAAUCUUACCCAUACAUGGACAAUAAACAAUGUACCCAUUUGUAUCAAUAUCAAAAUUUUCGCAAUAUGUACUGUAAAACUUGGUUAAAAAUAAAAUAAAGAAAAUAAUACUGAACAUUCUGGUCGCAAUUUCUUGAAUUACCGGUUUUUUUUAAUAUUAACGAUUGAACGUAUCAUAUGUCUUCGUCUAAGAACCCAUUUAAAGUAAUCUAAAAUCUAAAUUAUAUCAACAU